Molecule: messenger RNA, 682 nt
Organism: Cryptococcus deneoformans JEC21
Lineage: Eukaryota; Fungi; Basidiomycota; Tremellomycetes; Tremellales; Cryptococcaceae
Exons: 4
Coding region: 180-575 (131 amino acids)
Source: RefSeq, a predicted model, not a curated record
CCAUCUUGACUAGUUGGCAUCUUAACGUAUCAUCUUGAAUGCUUAGUCCAUCUUGCAAGAUAUAUAUAAUCACCUCCCAUCUCUGGGAAAAUAGGAUCCCAACAACAAGUAAUUUGGCUUGAAUUUCCAACUCAUUUUAUCAAUCUCCUCAAACCAACAUCAUAGACGCAGCGACCACUAUGACUUUUGGGCAGGGCAACUCUGAGGCCGCGAGCCAGCACAUCACCCCUGACGCUUUCAAAUAUGAUGCCGACAAGGCCAAGGAGAAUGUGCAACAGGAUGUCAGGCGCCAUGAUGCUUUUCGUCAAGACACUAGCAGUACCGCCAACUCUCUUAAGCCCAGCGGGCAACAGAGCCUUGGUGACAAGGUCGAGCAAAAGACUGAUCAAACCCAAUUCGAGGUUCAGCCGGAUGAGACCAAGUCUGUCUCGCAACAGACCCGAGACUACGUUACACCUGGUAACGACUCUGCUGGUGCGGUGGGAUCUUGCACCAAAUCAGGGACAAGAUCGCUGGUCACAGCAGUAAAAACACCCACGUCCAUUAGAUUGAAUGAUUCGAAAGCGAAGUGCUGAGAUGAUAUCCUGUAGCUUUAAUGUUGAAUGGAGAGUAAUGUUGCAUAGCUUGUCAGGGGACGAUACCACAGUUCAUCACUUAGUCAUUUACCAUGAACAGAAUCGUA